AUGGGCAAGUUCAUGAAGCUCAGGAAAGUGGUGCUGGUCCUGGCAGGGCGCUACUCCGGACGCAAAGCAAUCAUCGUGAAGAACAUUGAUUAUGGCACCUCAGACUGCCCUUACACCCAUACCCUGGUGGCUGGAAUUGACCACUAUUCCCGAAAAGUGACAGCUGCCAUGGGCAAGAAGAAAAUCGCCAAGAGAUCCAAGAUCAAGUCCUUCGUGAAAGUUUAUAACUCCAACCACCUGAUGCCCAAAAGGAACUCUGUGGACAUCCCCCUGGAUAAAACUGUUGUCAACAAGGAUGUCUUUAGCGACCCCGCCCUGAAACACAAGCCAAGGUCAAGUUUGAGGAACGAUUCAAGAUAA
Messenger RNA from Chionomys nivalis (European snow vole), 360 nucleotides. Its product is annotated as 60S ribosomal protein L27-like. Gene Ontology annotation, cellular component: ribosome; cytosolic large ribosomal subunit. The transcript has a single exon. Lineage: Eukaryota; Metazoa; Chordata; Mammalia; Rodentia; Cricetidae. The coding region runs from base 1 to 360 and encodes 119 amino acids. Gene Ontology annotation, biological process: translation. Gene Ontology annotation, molecular function: structural constituent of ribosome. The record is from RefSeq and is a predicted model, not a curated record.